This is a messenger RNA of Jaminaea rosea, 2693 nucleotides long. RefSeq names its product TPR-like protein. Gene Ontology annotation, cellular component: cytosol; peroxisomal membrane. The record is from RefSeq and is a predicted model, not a curated record. The transcript has 2 exons. NCBI's taxonomy places the organism in Eukaryota, Fungi, Basidiomycota, Exobasidiomycetes, Microstromatales. The coding region runs from base 79 to 2595 and encodes 838 amino acids. Gene Ontology annotation, biological process: protein import into peroxisome matrix, docking. Gene Ontology annotation, molecular function: protein binding.
UACCUAGCUCAUCCAUCCCCCCUCGAGGCUAAGCAUCUAGCUGGUCUAGCUCUACACAAGCGCCCGUGCCUCGCUCCGAUGCCAAUGUCAGAUCUCGUCGGCGGUGGCGCCGCCGCAUGUGGUCCCUCGAAUCCUCUGCAGACGCUGGGAAAGAGAUUCGGUCAAGAUCGAAGUGGCCAGCUUGACCGCUUCAAUCAGGCUGGGUCUUCGAGGUCUUCGGGCUUUCGCUCAUCUCCAGCUUCUGGACAGCAUCAACAGCCGCAGCAGGAUGGCUUUCAGCUCAAUCCCGUGGGACCCCUUGAUUUGACCCCUCUGCAGCAUGCGCUGCCUCAUCAUCAUGCGCCACAAGCAGCUCAUCAAUUUGCGCCGGGCGUCUCGAAUCAGGCCAACUUCGAGGCGAGCUUUCGUGCUCCGCCACCUGCUCAGCAGCAGCAUCAGCCAGGACCGCAAUCGCAUGCCUGGUCAUCAGACUUCCUCGCAGGUGGUCCAUCGCAAGCUUCUGCUUCUCGACAGGCUCCAGGUCUAUCUGCGAAAACCGGCCCUGCCACCUAUGCCCGCCAAGGCGGCAUGCCUCAGCGAUACGGCAGUCCUAUGGGCGGCUUUGCCUCGCAUGGCCCGCAAAUGUAUCAGCCCACCAUGUAUCAACAGCGUCAGGCCUCUCCUCUUGCUACCGUACAGCCUCAAGAUGACAAGAACUGGAGCGAGGCCUACACUGCCUAUGACUCUGCGCAAGCUCCAGUCACUGAUGCGCCACCUCAGCAGAUCAUCGAGGAGAAGCAUGUCCACCCAGAGAUGACUGCAGGCGAGGCAGACGAGCUCGCUCGCACAGCCGGGCGCCUGGUCUCCACAGUUGAGCACGACCAGAACGACAAGUUCAAGCAGAGCAACUUCCUCAACUUGAUGCGCAAGCUGCGCGACCGUGAGGCGGGGAUUCAAGGUGAUGAUAUCGUGCCUAUCGAGGGGCAGCAGGGCGCUGCGGUGGCGAGCGGCCUCGAGAAGGAAGUGGAAGGGACCGCACGCCUUGACAAAGGCAAGGGUCGAGCUUUCGACAGCUCCAUGCACGCACCGCAGAGCGAGAGAGAGGAGAUUGCGCGCCGGCAAGCCAUGCUCCGCGGCGUCGGCGCCGAUGGCAAUCUGCAAGCCCCCAUGAGCGCGCAAGGGCAAGGACAAGAUCGAGAUUGGCUCAACGAGAUGUGGGCCGAGGAGGACCGACGCAGUGAAGCCAUCGAGGAGCGUGCUCGUCAAAACACCGCAGCCAAUCGCGCCUUCAUCGGUGACGGCGGUGACAUGGCUGCCCGCAUGGCGGAGGAUGAUGCUGAGGCCAAGCUCUUUAGGCAGCACCGUGACCUUGGAGCCAACGUGGCUGGGGCCGGAAUGCGCACAGGCUGGGAGGAGAAGAUGGAUGAUGACGAUCUCUUCAGUCAAGAGGAUUUCGUGGGCCGAAGCUGGCGAGGCGCCGAGGGGCGUGGUCGCUCACAUGUCGGUCAAGCGGCAGAGUGGGAUAAGUUGCAGAGCGACUGGGAUGCCUUUGAGGCUGGACCUGAGGGGCUGCGCAUGAAUGCCCGUCAGCAGCCCUUUACUGCUUCCAGGAUCCCCUCGUACGCUUUCCAGCAGGACAACCCGUACCUUGCUACAACGCGUCAGCACUUGCUUCACACCACCGCAAGCUCCAUGCCCGAGGAGGUGCGCUCCAUCCUCGAGAGCGAGGCAGCUGUUCAGGCAGACCCAACGGACAGCGGCGCGUGGUACAGCUUGGGCGUCAAGCAGCAGGAGAACGAGCGUGAGCGGUCCGCCAUCGCAGCACUGCAUCGCGCCGUGCAGAUCGACCCGUUCAUGAAGGAUGCCUGGCUCGCUCUUGCGGUCAGCUACACCAACGAGUCAGAUCGCCUGGCAACGUACGAGGCUCUCGAGCGCUGGAUCGGCGCCAAUGACCGAUACCCAGACGUGGCAGCCGCACACCCUCGCACGACGUCCUCUGCACCCGCAGAGCGUCAAGCGCAGAUCGUUUCAUCUCUCCUCAGCAUGGCACGUCAAGGCCCCGGCGCACACAUCGGCGAAGUAGACGCGGACGUGCAAGUAGCCUUGGGCGUCCUUUUCAACCUUUCCGAUGAUUUCGCCAAAGCUGUCGACUGCUUCUCCGCAGCCAUCUCCGUGAGGCCAGACGACUGGCUCCUAUACAAUCGCUUGGGUGCUGUACUCUCCAACUCGGGCCGAUCAGAGGAAGCUCUAGGGUACUACCGCUACGCACUGGAGCUCAAGCCAGACUUUGCGCGUUGCCACUUUAAUCUGGCGAUCAGCUGUCUCAACCUCAAGAUGUUCGAGGAGGCCGCGAGGCACACGUAUACUGCGUUGAGCCUGCAGGAGGCAGGGGAGCAGCGCCAGCAGCAGCAUCAGAUGGGCAAGGAGAAGGACGAUGCUGGGAACAAUGGCUCGCUCUGGGAGACAUUGCGUGUUUCGCUCGAGUUGAUGGAUCGCCCUGAUCUGGCGAACACGACGUUGAGGAAGGAUCUGGAGGAUGCGGAUCUGGUUGACUUCUUCAGGCGUGGAGGGAGCGGAGUAGAUGGUGGCGAUGAUGGUGGGUAUGUGGGCUACUAAGGUGGUACGCCUUACGAGGAGCGUACAUGAUCGAAUCUUUGCUACUGCUCUGGAAUAGACUACUCUAGAUUGAGAUUGAAUUGUAUUUGUGGUCGAGG